CGAACUCCGCGGAGCGCCCUAGCACCCUGAUCGUCCUUUCUUGUUCACACGAUUCACACCAAUAGUUUUGAUAUUUUUAAUCAGGUAUUUGAUCUUCCUUGUUAAAUUGACCAAUCACAGCUUCUGUAGCUUUACUGAUAUACAAUUAAAAUAUUAAAACCGUAAUAAAGUGUUAAUGCACUGCAAAUCGGGAUCCGGCUGGAGCACUACGCAAGACACGCCCCAACGUACAUCUCGGCUAGUGAGCGUGACACGUGAGUUCAUCCUCUUCACGCUUGGAACUCAAAAUGAAGAUGAGGAGAAGCAAACGCAAGAACAUCGGGCCCCCCAGGCGUUUUUUGUCAGAAUUUACAGCUGCCAAAGAUUCGGCUGGCCAGCCUGAGUUGGAACAGCCCAGCUCCCACACUGUGGCAGAGGAAACGACUGUAGUGCACUGCAGUGAUGGGUCUGACUCGGAUUCAACCACAGGACCGCAGUCUACUGUCACAGCAUCAAAUAGUUCUGCAGCUCCCACAGCCAUAGCAGCUCUGAAGUGCAGAAACAGAUAUAAUAAUGCCUUAAAAAUAAGGCGAGAUGUUUUAAAGGACAAAUUAUUAAGUGUUGAAAGCGAAAGGGACUAUCUGAGGAUACAGCUGGCUGAGGCUUUGGCUCUUCUAAAAAAGGCCAUAGACAAAAUGGGGUCAGGCAACUCCUCUUCAUCCUCCUCCUCCAGUUCCUCAUCCUCUUCGUCAGAAAGAGGGAAGAAGAGGAAGAAGAACAAAGACAGCAAGAAGAAAAGAUGAAAAAAAGCGAAGAAGGCAAAAGGAAAGACUGCAAAGAGAGUCCUCCUGACCCCAGAAGAGGCCAUAACCGUGUUUUGGAGGCUGUGAAAAAGGGGUCGAAGUUCAAUGAAGGACUUUUACCCAUAUAUCCAAGGGGGAAGUGAAGAAUGGAUGUUUUUUUGUUUCAACAGGCCAUUUAUUUUAUUUCUUUAAAAUAUUGACGCUCUCUAUUGAUUUUUGA
Molecule: messenger RNA, 1002 nt
Organism: Gymnodraco acuticeps
Lineage: Eukaryota; Metazoa; Chordata; Actinopteri; Perciformes; Bathydraconidae
Exons: 6
Coding region: 288-782 (164 amino acids)
Source: RefSeq, a predicted model, not a curated record